AUGGUUCAACUGAACGGCUCCUACAAGCUCGAGAAGAGCGACAACUUUGAUGCCUUCCUCAAGGAACUCGGCGUCAACUUUGUGACCCGAAACCUCGCCAAGUCGGCCAGCCCCACCGUGGAGGUGAUCGUCGACGGCGACAGCUACACCAUCAAGACCAGCUCCACGCUGAAGAACAGCGAGAUCAAGUUCAAGCUGGGCGAGGAGUUCGAGGAGGACCGCGCCGACGGGAAGAAGGUGCAGACCUCGGUCACCAAGGAGGGCGACAACAAGCUGGUGCAGGUGCAGAAGGGCGACAAGCCGGUGACCAUUGUGCGGGAGUUCAGCGAGGAGGGCCUCACCGUCACCGCCACCGUCAACGGCGUCACCUCGGUGCGAUUCUACAAGCGCCAGUAA
This is a messenger RNA of Rhagoletis zephyria (snowberry fruit fly), 396 nucleotides long. The record is from RefSeq and is a predicted model, not a curated record. NCBI's taxonomy places the organism in Eukaryota, Metazoa, Arthropoda, Insecta, Diptera, Tephritidae.